CCGAAAGUAGGGAUUGUUAGCGUGAAUUUCACCUUUUUUUUGUUUGUUUUUGUUUUGUUUUAUACUUCACCAACGGCAACCAUUGUUCAUCUGAAAUCCAUUACGGCAAUCACACUCAAUCUACUGCACCAACGGCAACCAAGACCGAUUAAAUCCCCAAAAAACAACGAUUGAAUUUGAGCGGGCUUUUCAGUGGUUAGCUGAUGUGUAGUUCUUGGAAGCUAGAAUGGUUGGCUGUGCUGAUAUGGGUUUUAGGGUUGGCUAUUGGGGAUGCUUUUAAGGUGCCGUUUAGAGUGAGUGAUGUUCUUCCGGUAUUACCCCAUCGAAUUUCAUGGCCGGUCCUUCACAAUUUCCACAGUGCUGUGGAUUUGAUGCCCACCUUUGUCGGGUCGCUUUCUCCAAACAACGGGUCUAUACGGUGGAAAGGCUCCUGUUUUUUGGACAAUGAAGCCAGGGUUGACUUCACUGACUCCGGUGACCGUGGCAUCGGUGGCGCCACAGUCUAUCUUUCGACUGCAGCAGCACACAGCUGGACGUGUAUGGAUCUAUAUGUAUUUGCUACUCCUUACCGGAUAACCUGGGAUUACUAUUUUGAAUCCCGAGAACACACACUCGUGCUUCAAUCAUGGGAGGACCCUGCAGAGAUGGAAUAUGUCAAACAACAUGGGAUCUCUGUAUUUCUCAUGCCUUCAGGGAUGCUUGGAACUUUGCUUUCCAUGAUGGAUGUAUUGCCUCUAUUUUCCAACACUGCUUGGGGUCAAAAUGCCAACUUAGCUUUUUUGAAGAAACAUAUGGGAGCGACAUUUGAAAAGCGUCCUCAUCCAUGGCAGGCUAUGAUUAACCCGGACGACAUUCACUCAGGUGAUUUCAUUGCCAUCUCAAAAAUCCGUGGCCGGUGGGGUGGUUUUGAAACACUUGAGAAAUGGGUAACUGGAGCAUUUGCGGGUCAUACAGCAGUUUGUUUGAAAGAUGAGUAUGGCAAACUUUGGGUUGGUGAAUCAGGAUAUGAAAAUGAAAAGGGUGAAGAGAUAAUUGCAAUCACUCCAUGGGAUGAAUGGUGGGAAUUUACCCUCAAGGACAGUUCAAACCCGCAAGUAGCAUUAUUACCACUACACCCAGAAGUGCGUGCUAGAUUCAAUUCCACUGCAGCAUGGGGUUAUGUUCGAAGAAUGUCGGGAAAACCAUAUGGUUACCAUAAUAUGAUAUUUAGUUGGAUUGACACUGUCACUGAUAACUACCCUCCUCCCCUUGAUGCUCACUUGGUGAUCUCUGUCAUGUCUAUGUGGACUAGAAUGCAGCCAGCAUAUGCUGCAAAUAUGUGGAAUGAGGCAUUGAACAAGAGGCUUGGAACUGAGGAUCUAGACUUGUAUGAAAUUCUUGCCGAGACUGAAAGACGUGGUAUAACCUUUGAUCAAUUGCUUACCAUUCCAGAACAGGAUGACUGGGUGUAUAGCGAUGGGAAAUCGACCACCUGUGUUGCCUUCAUUCUGGCAAUGUAUAAAGAAGCUGGAGUGUUUGGCUCUAUCUCUGACUCCAUUCAAGUAACUGAGUUCACUAUUAGGGAUGCCUACAUGCUGAAAAUUUAUGAGAAUAACCAAACACGUCUUCCCAGCUGGUGCAACCGUGGAGAUGAUAAGCUCCCCUUCUGCCAGAUUCUCGGGGAGUAUUGGAUGGAACUUCCACAGUACAACACAUUAGAGCCAUAUGCCAACAUGAAUGAGAACUGCCCUUCUUUACCCCCAAUUUAUGACAGGCCUCUCCGUUGCUAAUAAAUGUAAUCUCCCUCCCUCUCACCCUCUCACUAAAAAAAUGUGGUUUUUGUGCUUGUUAGAUUUCACCAAACGCUUGUUUGGUUGGUUUUCCACGCCUGUACAUAAGUGUAAUUAAUCAGAUUAAUAGAAAUGGUCCUUGUGAAAGACGACGGUGGUCGGUGUACUUGGGUUGUCAACAAUAAUAAGUGAAUGCAGUGGAAUUUGUGUCAUUUGCUAAGCAGAUUAUGAGCCCCUUGGUCGGAG
Molecule: messenger RNA, 2015 nt
Organism: Cuscuta europaea
Lineage: Eukaryota; Viridiplantae; Streptophyta; Magnoliopsida; Solanales; Convolvulaceae
Source: the annotation of a GenBank genome assembly